CAUCUAGUUUCAGAAUUCUCUGAAAUACAAGGAUUUCCCUGUUACUUACCGAGGAUCAAACAAUUUACAUGGUAUUCAUGGCUGCUUCUAAUGAAGAAAUCAAACCGAACGAAGCUAAGAAAGUGGUUCCACUUCACACGUGGAUGUUAAUCUCCCAUUUGAAACUGUCUUACAACUUGCUCCGGCGACCGGACGGCACACUCCGAAGAGAACUGGCCGAGUUUCUCGACCGAAAAGCCGUAGCAAACAUGGUUCCGGUAGAUGGUGUGUACUCGUUCGAUGUAGUGAACCGCACCACCGGUUUGUUCAACCGGGUUUACAAACCUGCUCCACUGGACAACGGUUCACUCCAUCGGCUUGCAACUGGUAUCUUGGAUUUUGAAUCACCACUUAGUAGUAGUGAAAUCGUACCGGUUAUAAUAUUCUUUCACGGCGGAAGCUUCACCCAUUCGUCCGCCAACAGUGCUAUUUACGACACGUUUUGUCGGCGGCUCACUAGAGAUGUACAAGGGGUUGUUGUGUCGGUAAACUACAGGCGGUCACCCGAGCAUAGGUACCCUUGUGCUUAUGAAGAUGGGUGGGAAGCUUUACAAUGGGUUUGUUCUAGAUCAUGGCUUGUGAGUGGUAAAGGACGUAAAGUGUAUGUAUAUUUAGCUGGGGACAGCUCUGGUGGGAACAUUGCUCACAAUGUGGCCCACCAGGCUGUGGUUUCGGGUGUAGAAGUGUUGGGAAACGUUUUGUUGCAUCCGUUGUUUGGUGGGGAAAAGCGUACCGAAUCGGAGAGGAGAUUGGAUGGAAAAUAUUUUGUGAAGUUGGAAGAUAGAGAUUGGUAUUGGAGGGCGUUUUUGCCCGAAGGCGAAAAUAGAGAUCAUCCGGCGUGUAAUGUGUUUGGGCCGCGUGGUUGUGAUCUUGCGGGUAUUAAGUUUUCGAAAACUUUGGUGGUUAUUGCUGGGCUUGAUCUUGUACAAGAUUGGCAGUUGGAGUAUGUUGAAGGGUUGAAGAGGUUCGGGCAUGAUGUGAAGGUUUUGUUUCUGGAGAAAGCGUCGAUCGGGUUUUAUUUUUUUCCGAAUAAUGAGCAUUUUUGUAAGUUGAUGGAGGAAAUGAAGAGGUUUUUGAAAGGUUGAUUGAACAUUAGGGGAUGAAGAAGGUAUGUACAUAUAUACAUGAGAGUGUUUUGAUGUUUUUAGUAAAGGGGGAUUGGUUUUUGUGAGUA
Molecule: messenger RNA, 1213 nt
Organism: Helianthus annuus (common sunflower)
Lineage: Eukaryota; Viridiplantae; Streptophyta; Magnoliopsida; Asterales; Asteraceae
Product: gibberellin receptor GID1B
Exons: 2
Coding region: 69-1124 (351 amino acids)
Biological process (GO): positive regulation of gibberellic acid mediated signaling pathway; raffinose family oligosaccharide biosynthetic process; floral organ morphogenesis
Cellular component (GO): cytoplasm; nucleus
Molecular function (GO): gibberellin binding; hydrolase activity
Source: RefSeq, a predicted model, not a curated record